This is a messenger RNA of Saccostrea cuccullata (small rock oyster), 3380 nucleotides long. Its product is annotated as E3 ubiquitin-protein ligase TRAF7-like. NCBI's taxonomy places the organism in Eukaryota, Metazoa, Mollusca, Bivalvia, Ostreida, Ostreidae. Gene Ontology annotation, molecular function: protein binding; zinc ion binding; L-allo-threonine aldolase activity. The transcript is spliced from 29 exons. The coding region runs from base 64 to 3210 and encodes 1048 amino acids. Gene Ontology annotation, cellular component: cytosol. Gene Ontology annotation, biological process: L-threonine catabolic process; glycine biosynthetic process. The record is from RefSeq and is a predicted model, not a curated record.
UUACGAACGAUUCAAUAUAGUCGGAACGCAACUUAUAAACAGGAAGUGGAGAAAAAGGAGAAAAUGGCACACAACUACCGGGAAUACGACCCACUAGAUGAUUACGCCAGUAGGACAAAUUCAUUUCAAUCUACCUCUGUGAAUUAUGGAGAAAACCAUCCUAUCUCAUCACCACCCAACUCAGCAAAAGAAGAACAAGCCUCUUCCUGCACAUCAUCACCAGUUAGAAAUGAAAACAGGAGUAACCCAAUGAUGAACAACAGUAUAGUACUACAAGAAGGUAAACUUGUCACCCACCAGAUGUCCUACAAUGACACAGGACAGAGAAUGUCAGCAUACAAUGACACAGGACAGAGAAUGUCAGCGUACGGAGAACCCAGUCCAAGACUUCCCGACUCUGCUUCUCUCCCCUUGUCACCUACUCACCGAAAAUCAUCACCGCAUCAUUCUGAAACAGAGGAUAUUUUGGUUUUUGUUGAGCCCCCCAGUAAAAGUCUCUUCUGUAAAAUGUGUAACAGUGUUUACAAAGACCCUGUGAUGGUGACUUGUGGGCACUCCUAUUGCAGAAGAUGUGUCACACAACAGAAUGAAGGAGUUUGUCCAAUAGACAAUCAGACAAUAGCAGUGGUGGUGGCUAACAUUGCGGUGUCAGAACAGAUCGGAGAGAUGUACGUCUACUGUCGCCACGGCUGCCGGCUGUCAGAGGAUGGUCAGUCGUACGAGGUGGAUCCCACGAGAUGUCAGGCCACCGUCAAAGUCUCCUGUAGAUUAGAGCAUGAAGAUACCUGUGAUUAUAUGAUGGUGGAUUGUCCAAACCACACGGGCUGUCCUCAGUUGUUAAGGAAGGAUCUGGAGGACCAUAUCAAAUUCUGUAGUAAUGUCCGAUGUCCUCAUUUCAAACACAGUUGUGAAUUUACUGGAACGCAAGAAGAACUUCAGGAUCACCUGAAGAUUUGUAAGUACGAGGGGGUGAAGGACUUUCUUGGUCACAUAGAGGAGAAGAUCGGGGAACUCCAGGAAUCCCUAGAGGAGAAGGACCAAGAAAUCAACUUCCUCCGCUCCAUGUUAGGGAAGCUGUCAGAGAGGCUGGAGAACCUGGAGAAAAGUGCUGAGAUGAAACUAGAACUUAUUGAACGCACUCAGAAUAAUUUACUUAGUGAAGUUGUGGAGAAUCGCAAGGAGCGGGCCCUUCUCAUGGAUGAACUAGCCAACAUACAAAAUCAGUUGAAUGGACGCAAUGGAGUCUAUGAUCCUCAGCAAAUGUUCAAAUGUCGUGGGACUUUUGUUGGACAUCAGGGACCGGUUUGGUGCUUAACAGAAUAUGGAGACUUCCUGUUCAGUGGUUCCUCUGAUAAAACUAUAAAGGUGUGGGAUACAGGUAACAAUUACAGGUGUAUAAAGACGAUGGAGGGACACACUGGCAUUGUUCUGGCCCUCUGUACCUGGGGUAACAAACUCUACAGUGGGUCACAGGACUGUAGGAUCAGGGUAUGGAAUAUUGAGAACUUUGAGAAAGAGAAUUCCGUAGAAGCUCAUGAAAAUCCUGUGUGCACUUUGACCUCAGCCAAAAACAUGCUGUUCAGUGGGUCUUUAAAAGUGAUCAAGGUUUGGGAUGCCCACACAAUGGAACUUAAAAAGGAACUGACAGGAAUGAACCACUGGGUCAGGGCUCUGGUAGCCACCCAAAACUACUUAUACAGUGGUUCCUACCAGACAAUAAAGAUCUGGGAUUUAGACACUCUGGAGGUUAUACACAAUCUUGAGACGUCGGAGGGCAGUGUUUACAGUUUAGCCGUCACUAACCACCACAUCCUCUGUGGCACUUAUGAAAAUGUCAUCCACGUAUGGGAGCUGGUCUCCAAGGAGUUAGUGGUGACCCUGAAAGGUCACACAGGCACGGUGUAUAGCAUGGCUGUUCUUCACACGACCUCGGGGACCAAAGUGUUCAGUGCUUCUUAUGACCGGUCUCUCAGAGUUUGGAGCAUGGACAAUAUGAUCUGCACUCAGACAUUGCUCAGACACCAGGGCAGUGUAGCUUGCCUGGCUGUUUCUAGAGGAAGGAUUUUCUCUGGUUCUGUUGACAGCACAGUGAAGCUUAGUCAGCAGCCUCGGUCUGAUGUACACGUCGUGGACCUCCGGAGUGACACCGUCACCAAGCCUUCCCCGGGAAUGAGGAAUGCCAUGGCAACUGCUGAAGUCGGGGAUGAUGUCAUGGGGGAGGAUCCAACAGUUAAUGCUCUACAGGACAGAGUUGCCAGACUGUUUGACAAGGAGGCAGCAUUGUUUGUUCCUACUGGAACAAUGGGUAAUCUAGUUUCAGUUCUGACCCACUGUCCAGAGAGAGGCUUGGAAAUUAUCCUGGGUCAUAAAAGUCACAUUUUUGUUCACGAACAAGGAAAUGUAGCACAGUUUGGUGGGUUGCUGACCUCUGUGGUAGAGAACAAUGAGGAUGGGACGAUGGACCUGGACAAGAUCAGGGAGAGGAUCAGAGUUAGUGACGACCCCCACUUCCCCUACACCCGGCUCAUCUGUGUAGAAAACACGCAUAAUUACUGUGGAGGGAAAGUCAUACCGGUGUCUUACAUGAAAAAGGUGUAUGAACUAGCUCAGGAAUAUGGGAUGAAGGUUCACCUUGAUGGAGCGAGGUUGAUGCAUGCUGCCACUGCCCUGGGGGUCAAUCCAGCGGAGAUAACAAGAUGUGUAGACUCUGUUAACAUGUGCUUCUCCAAGGGACUUGGUUGUCCAGUAGGAUCAAUUAUAGCUGGAACAAGUGAUUUUAUCAAGAUAGCCAAGAGGAGAAGGAAGGCCCUGGGAGGGGGGAUGCGUCAGGCAGGGGUUCUAGCAGCAGCUGCCAUGUACUCACUGGACCAUGUCCUCCCCAAACUCUCAGAGGACCACAGCAAGACUCAACAGAUUACAAAUGCCAUCAUGUCAGCACCACAGACCGUUGUUCAUGUAAAUCAUGAGACAGUCAAAACCAACAUCGUCUUUCUGACAGUGACAAAACCUGGUGUUACGGCAACACAGUUGUAUGACAGGUUGCUUCAGGUGACAGAUGAAGAGAGGAGACAGCUUGGUGAAGGCAUCGUUGUAAAGACAGUUCCAUACUCAGACACACUACUGAGGUUUGUCCUCCAUUGUGAUAUUUCCCCAGAGGAAGUCAACAAAGCCAUCAGUAAAUUCUCCUAUGUUCUACAAGAGCUAUCCUAAUUCAGGAUUACUUCAAGUCAUUCACAAAAUCUGGUGAAUUUGCAAGGAUUAUUGACUUGCUAAGUCUCAGGAAAAAUAAUCAGUAUUUGUCUAGUCUGCAGUUUUAGUAAGUAACUGAAAAGAAAAAAAUUAGAACUCUGUGAUACAUUGCAGUGUUAAAAAUAGGGAUU